Messenger RNA from Paramisgurnus dabryanus, 696 nucleotides. Its product is annotated as claudin-1-like. Gene Ontology annotation, cellular component: membrane; bicellular tight junction. The record is from RefSeq and is a predicted model, not a curated record. Lineage: Eukaryota; Metazoa; Chordata; Actinopteri; Cypriniformes; Cobitidae. Gene Ontology annotation, molecular function: structural molecule activity.
GAGAUGGCUUCUGUGGGCAUGCAGUUACUGGCUUGUGUCCUGGCUGUGUCUGGCUGGAUUGGGGUAAUUAUUGUAUGUGUUUUACCCACGUGGAGAGUUUCGGCCUUUAUCGGUACAAAUAUUGUGACUUCUCAGAUUUUCUGGGAGGGAAUCUGGAUGAGUUGUGUGGUGGAGAGCACAGGACAGAUGCAAUGUAAAGUCUAUGACUCCAUGCUGGCCCUGAGCCCUGACCUACAGGGUGCUCGUGCCCUGGUUGUGGUUUCCAUCCUGUCGGGAAUGGCUGGGAUUCUCAUGGCACUUGUCUCGGGGAAGUGUACCAACUUCAUCGUGGAGGAAAUAGGAAAAAUGAAAGCCUCCAUUGCUGCUGGUGUGGUUCUCAUCAUCUCUGGAGCUCUGUGCCUCAUUGCUGUGUCCUGGACUGCCGUCAUUAUAAUAAACGACUUCUACAAUCCUCUGUUAUUGGAUGCCCAGCGCAGGGAGCUGGGCGCUUCGCUCUAUCUUGGCUGGGCAGCAGGAAUUCUUCUGGUUAUUGGAGGAGGGCUGCUUUGUAGUUCUUGCCCAUCAAAAAGGAACAACACAACAUCCAUCAUCUAUAACCCUAUAAAGAUGACUAAGCCAGCUGGUAGGGAUGAUGCUUUCCCCAGCCACACAACUCCAGUGCCACGGUCUCCGACUCCUUCAAAGACUUACAUUUAG